UUUUAUUGCCAAACAAAUGUAUUUGAAAAUUGCUAUUCUUCAAGCUUAUAUUCAAGUGAGGAGUUACAGCACACACAGGUCAUAAUAAAAUGCUGUGAAGUUUUAGUAACAAGACAAAGAGUAAUGUAAUAAUGAUUUGUUACUAUUGCCUGAUUCUGUGUGUGUCAAUUAGUUUGUGGUAAACUAAGGGAAUAUGCACCAUGCUUAAUCUUUUAAUAACUUUUUUCUAAACUAAAAACGAUUUGGUGAAGAAGUGUGCAGCAUGGAGGCAGAUAAUGUUUUCAACUGCAACUAGCAGGUAUUAUAAUUUUUAAUAAUUAGAAGCAAUAUUUUGUUUAAGGUAUGUCAAUUUAAUUCUUAGAAUGGGCAGCACUUUAUAACCCCAGAUAUUAAACUGCCUCACCGCCCAAUCAUGGGGUUAGCACCCUCCCCCUAUGAAGCUCCAGUGCAUGCAUUGCUCGUCUCCCUUGAAGCUCAGCAACAACAACCAGGACCAUCUGUGUUUAGAGGGCUACGUGCAUACUCCUAGAACUGGAGCAAGAAGCGCUUCACCAGUGGGUGGCUCCUGGCCGUGAAGCGGCCCAGACCAUCGUGGCCUGCUGUAAUAGCUGCUGCAAACAACCCCAAGGUGGAUGCAGCAUGACUGCUAUCGAACAGGCCCUGUAGGAAAUCCAUGAUGUCCUGCAAGGGGCACGAACGUGGACUGAGGUCCCUGGCCUCACACCAGUCCACAAACAACCGCCAACAAGCCGAGUAGGCCCUGGAGGUGGUAUGGCAUCCGCAUUCUGAAUGGUAGAGACAACCACAGCUAGGAGGCACAGGCUGCUCAGUCUCACCCUCUUAAUCUCCAGACCAUGAGGCAUCGUCCCAGGAUCAGCAGCAAGAAGAUGGCACCUCCUGCCUGAUGCAGAGCCAUGGGCAGAUCAGAUAUAGGCCACGGACCUGCCACCGCUAGCCGUACCAUUCAUACAUCUACACUGAUGGUAGAUGCUAACUGCUCAUCAGUCCAAAGAAACUAACUAAUCAUUCACACACACACCGAAGGCACAGCCCUCUGGAGCAAUGUGGGUUUCAGUGUCUUGCCCAAGGACACUUCGACGUGGGCUGGGGGAAGCCUCCCUACCCUGGAUUCCCACACCCUCUAAAAUUGUUUGAUAAACUCUGUUAGAGUAUUUUAGUCUUUGAAAAUACGCAUUGACAAUACUCAAAUAGCUGUUUGUCUAGUACUGAUAUUUAUGACAACCUUACAUGUCUUUAAGUAUCUCUGGCUGUUUCUGUAGACCAGACACCUUUUAAUAGUAGCUAUAGGCAUUACAGUUUUUUACAAUCUCUAUGACAGUGUUUUCAAUACAUUUAACAAGUUUCCUAAAUUCUUAACACGGUUAGCACAACAUCCGUCUUUGUAGGCUAUACAAUUAACACAUUUCUUGUUGCUUUGAUACAAAAUGCAUACAGUUAACACCAAUUUAAAAUGCUUGAACUUCUUUUACACACAAGCUCAACCAAGACCAAAACAAAGCAUUUGUAAAUUUGACUGUAAAAUUACAUUCACACUGUAUGUCAGAACAGAUAACAUCAUGUUCUAAACAUAACUUAUAUAGGCUAAAGUCAAAGUGAACAGCUGUUCAUAUUGUGAAUUGAUACACAAAUAUAUUCCCUGUAUUUUAUUCCAUUGCUAAUGAGAAACAGCUUAUUGCAAUUAUGCAAAUAUAUAAAUCACAGCUGAUUCCCAUCUAGGAACCACACUCAGGUGUUGAGGUUUUUUCAAUCGCAUGAUCAUAUGUUCUAAAAGAGGACUCUUUGGGCUGAUCUUGUGAGGAAAAGGAACAAUACAGAGCAACACAAAGAGAGAAAGAAAGAAAGAAAAAAAAUGCCUGCACAAGGGAGAGGAAGACGAGUACCAGGACAAGGGAGAGGAGUUAGAAUGCGUGGUGGCGCUCAAAGAAGGACCAGAGCUAGGGUAACUGAUCAAAUAAGAGCUACUAUCAUUGACCGUGUCAUAAACCACGGGCUACCGUACAGAGAGGCUGGUGAACGAGUACAGCCAAAUCUCAGCCGGGACACAGUGGCAUCCAUUGUCCGUAUUUUCAGAGAAACCAACAGGAUUCAACAUCUCCCUCCCUCAGGGGGCAGAGGAAAGCUCUUGAAUGAAGAACAGGAACUUGCUAUUGUCAACAUGGUGAUUGCUGACAAUGAAAUAAAACUGAAGGACAUUCAGUCCAGAGUUGUAGAAGACAACCUUGUCUUUGGGAACAUUGCAGCAAUCAGCACAACAUCCAUUUCUCGGACUCUAGCUAAACACAGAGUCCGAAUGAAACAACUAUACAAAGUUCCUUUUGAAAGGAACAGUGAGCGCAUCAAAGAACUCUGUCACCAAUACGUCCAGAGAGUCAUGGAGUUGGAGGCCAAUCAAGUCCCACAUGGAAUUAUUUAUGUUAAUGAGGCUGGCGAAAAGGCGUCGCUGUGGGAGAAACAUAAUUGGCAAAAGGGCCACAGUUAUCGUGCCGGGCCAGAGAGGAGCCAACAUCACCAUGUGCGCCGCAAUCUCCAACAACAGUGCACUCCUGCAUAAAUGUGAGAUUGGCCCCUACAACACCGACUGCCUUCUCCUGUUUUUAGAAGACCUGCACGAAAGACUGGUGCCAGAGGUAGAAAGGGGACAGAUGGGAGACCACUUGCCAAUAUAUGUUAUCACAUGGGACAAUGUGGCAUUCCACCAUUCCCGUGCAGUCACAGCCUGGUUUGACGCCCAUCCAAGGAUGAUGUCCCGUUUCCUUGCCCCUUACUCCCCUUUCCUCAACCCCAUUGAGGAGUUUUUCUCAGCCUGGAGAUGGAAAGUUUUUGACCAUCGUCCACAUGACCAAAUGUCCCUCCUGGAUGCAAUGGAUGCUGCAUGCCAAGACAUCACAGCUGAACACUGCCAGGGGUGGAUUAGGCAUGCCAAAAGAUUCUUCCCACGGUGCCUUGCCAGAGAAGAUAUCAGGUGUGAUGUGGAUGAGAACAUGUGGCCAAAUGCAGAAGACCAGGCAGAUUAGAAGAUUACUUUGUUUUUUUUAAUUAUAAUUCCGGUUCUUUUUCUGUUUGUAUAUCUUGCAGUAAUGUCCUUUUGCAAAUAAAGUCUUCAUUGCAGCAAUUCUGUGUCUGUAUUUUUUUUUUUUACAUAAACUGUACAUUUUAUAAAGCUACUCUGAGAUGGUCAUUAAUUUUUUGUAUUGAAUUUCUGCAGCAAAAGAAACAAAAUGCAUGCAUUUACUAAACCCUAAAAAACAAAAAUGUAGAGACUUCAAAAGAAACUACAAUGCAAAACACAAUCUAUAAUCAAUACAAAAUACUGUCUAUUGUAUAAAGGCAGACCUGACACAUAAAAUAAUGCAGUUUCUGUAAUUUUAGCUGAUGAUAGUGUUUUUUUUGUCAUUGUGUUAUG
Siniperca chuatsi (mandarin fish) is the source of this 3424-nucleotide messenger RNA. RefSeq lists its product as uncharacterized. NCBI's taxonomy places the organism in Eukaryota, Metazoa, Chordata, Actinopteri, Centrarchiformes, Sinipercidae. The transcript has 3 exons. The coding region runs from base 1871 to 2572 and encodes 233 amino acids. The record is from RefSeq and is a predicted model, not a curated record.